AUGUCAGAUACUUCGAAUCUAGUGUUGGUCAUUGGAGGUACAGGUGCUCAGGGAGUCCCGGUCGUCAAAGCAUUGGCCUCUGGUUCUACGUACAGCGUCCGCGUCCUGACCAGAAAUGCGUCCUCGAAAGAAGCGACAGAGCUAGCCGCAAUCCCCAGGGUGACGGUUGUUGAGGGAGAGACAUACCACGAGCCCACCCUUCGGGAGGCGCUGAAGGGGGUCUCUUAUGUCUUUGCCAAUACGAAUGGUUUUGCCCUCGGCGAGAAGGGUGAAAUAUACUGGGGCAUCCGCCUCUACGAACUGGCUUGCGAAGCACGCGUGAAGCAUUUCCUGUAUGCUGGUCUUGAAUACGCCUCGAAACUGGGGAACUUUGACCCUAAGUAUCGGACGGGGCACUUGGACGGAAAAGGGAAAGUGGUCGACUAUAUCUCUCACCAGCCAACUUCACGGAUGGCUUGGUCCAUCUUGACAUCGUGCAUGUACAUGGAAGGCCUCUCGGAGACCCUUCGGCCUUUCCCGGAUCCGGACGAUCCUGACACGAUGGUCUUUCCAGCGCCGCUGGGUGAUGCAAAAUUACCCCUGAUCUAUCUUGAAGACUACGGAGCCUACGCCCGAUGGAUGCUUGACAAUCCUGCUCGCAGUAAUGGCCUCGAGUUACAUGUUGGUACAGAGGAUAUUGCGUGGAAAGAUCUCGCCGCGGUCUUCACGGCAGUGACAGGCAUCAAGGCGGUUUACAAGGAUGUCUCCUUGGAUGAAUACUUUCAACUAGGGCUCUGGCCCGAUCCAGAUGCCAAAUUGGGGCAUUCCACCAGUCGUGACGAUCCCACUCUCUUCACGGUGCGGGAGAAUUUCUCCGGAUUUUGGAAUACCUGGAAGGAUAGUCUGACCAAGAGAGAUUAUCAACUCUUGGACGAUAUCCUGCCAACCAGGGUGAAGAGCGUCAGGGAAUGGAUGGAGAAAACCGGAUACAAAGGGCAGCGUGCAUCAGUCUUGAAAGACCGGCGUGAUGCGACUGGCAAGAAGUAA
Messenger RNA from Penicillium bovifimosum, 1026 nucleotides. RefSeq lists its product as uncharacterized. Lineage: Eukaryota; Fungi; Ascomycota; Eurotiomycetes; Eurotiales; Aspergillaceae. The coding region runs from base 1 to 1026 and encodes 341 amino acids. The transcript is spliced from 2 exons. The record is from RefSeq and is a predicted model, not a curated record.